AUGUCAAGGAUGAGUGGAUUAGCAGUUCAGAACAGCAUCGACGCACUCCCUCAAGAAGACGCGCUUCCUCGCGAGGAGGAGCCCGAGGAGGUCUCUCUUGAGGGUCUCUCUCUGGGGGAAAUCCCUUCUGAUUGGAACGGCCCUGAAGAAGACAUUUUCGACCAAAUCGACAAAGAAGAUGAUUCUAUCCAGGGAGACGACUCUACCCAAGAAGACGACUGUACCCAAGAAGACGACUCUACCCAAGAAGUCGAGCUCACCCUAGACGAGAUCCACCCCCACAAACAAUACAACCCGCCGUCAGACACAGACAACUGCAGGAUGAUUGCCUCGUGA
This is a messenger RNA of Podospora bellae-mahoneyi, 336 nucleotides long. RefSeq lists its product as uncharacterized. The coding region runs from base 1 to 336 and encodes 111 amino acids. NCBI's taxonomy places the organism in Eukaryota, Fungi, Ascomycota, Sordariomycetes, Sordariales, Podosporaceae. The transcript has 2 exons. The record is from RefSeq and is a predicted model, not a curated record.